Molecule: messenger RNA, 306 nt
Organism: Penicillium crustosum
Lineage: Eukaryota; Fungi; Ascomycota; Eurotiomycetes; Eurotiales; Aspergillaceae
Exons: 2
Coding region: 1-306 (101 amino acids)
Source: RefSeq, a predicted model, not a curated record
AUGGAUCGCCUUGCAAUUGACCUCGGCCUUGGCCCAACACGGGGAGAAUUCGACAAUCCCGCAGUAAGAACUGCGGUAAACCCUAAGCCUAUGGCCGGGUACGCUUAUGGUAAGGAAAUCUCCAACCUACCUUGCGUAGCCUUGAAUAAGGAGAACACAGGAAUCUGCGAUGUUGCAGUCAAUGGCGACCAGAUGUGCGGCAUGUUCUUUGGAGACCAAGUCUCUCCGUGUCGACACCUGCGUAACAAGCACCCAGGAACAGGUGAGGAGAUACUUUUCAUAUGCUACGAAUGUUUUCCUGAAUAG